Messenger RNA from Gryllus bimaculatus (two-spotted cricket), 876 nucleotides. NCBI's taxonomy places the organism in Eukaryota, Metazoa, Arthropoda, Insecta, Orthoptera, Gryllidae. The record is from the annotation of a GenBank genome assembly.
AUGCACGCGGUGGGGCUGCACUCGGCGCUGGCCAUCAAGCGCCAGCGCAAGCGGCGCGACGAGCAGAAGCGCGCGCGCGAGCGCCGCUACAGCACGCAGAGCACAGAGAGCGGGCUGACGUCGCCGCACAACAGCAUGGGCAGCCUGGCGGAGCACCGGUCGCGCGGGGCGGGGCGCGGCGGCGCGGGCCGCGGCAAGGCUCCGGGCGACGCCGUGGGCUCCAAGGUCGUCACCAGCGUAGGGAUGCUGCACAUCGGUGUGGUGUUCCUGGUGCUAGGCGCCUUCCUGCUCGUGUCGGGGCUGCUCCCCGAAGACGUCAACUCCUGGGGCAGCUCGAUCACCGCCGGCGGCUGGUUUAACGAGCUGGUGGUCACCGGAGCCUUCGCCUUCGCCAUCGGCGUCUUCCUCAUCAUCCUCAACCGCAUCAUCUCGCGCCGCGAAGAGGAGGACCUCAACGAGUACGUGCAGCGCCAGCUGACGCGCUCGCGCUCGGGCCACCGCCUCAUCCGAGACGUGGAGACCGGCUGCCUCACCACCAAGCAGCAGGCGCGCUCGCGCGGCGAGUCGCAGGCGCUGGCGGCGCCGGCGCUCGCGCCCGUGCACGGCUCGCCGGGCCCCAAGACGCCCGCGGCGCUGCAGCUGGACGGCGAGCUGCCGCUGCCGCUGCCGCUCUCCCCGCUCGAGCCCGUGCUGGAGGAGGACGCGUCGGAGAAGGGCGAGGAGGAGGCGCGCGCUAUGCACUUCCUGAGCAAGGAGGCGCUCAGCAACGGCUCCACCACGGCCGGCAGCCUCAGCCCGGGCUCCCCGUCCGAGACGGCGGGGCUGCUGGGCGGGCCGGGCCGCGGCCACCACGCGCCCGCCCCGCUGCGCAUCUGA